AUGAAAUUCUAUGAAAGCUCUUUCAAUUAUGAUUACACAUUUCCCGCAGUCACCCUGGCCUAUUUCCUGCGGUACCCGAACCCAUACUCAAGACAUGUCUUAAGUAGCGAUGUCAUUGAUCGCUAUGUCGAUCCUGAAACACAACGCCUACACACCAUCAGGCUUCAUCUGAAGAAGUCGAAAGUCCCACCUGGCAUCCUCAAAUUUCUCCCAGGUGGCCUUGCUGGACCCAAUGGUUCCAGCCAAAGCUACAUCUUGGAAAGGAGCACAAUCGAUGUCAAAGAAGGAUGGAUGGAAACGGAGUCCAAAAAUAUGGAAUGGACUGGCAUUCUGAGUGUCAUUGAACGUCAGAGCUAUAAGCGUCAACGACUCUCUGAGACCUCGGCUACGGAUGGGUACCGCCCGCAGGAAAGCACAUCCUGCAGGACCGUGGUGACCUUUGUAUCCAAGCUAGGCCAGGGAAAGCUUCUGGGACGGAAAAAGCAGGAACAAGCCAACACCUCUGAGGAAGAGGAAGUUCCCAAACAAGGCUUUUUUGCUUCUUGGUCGACAGCUGGCAUUCAGCGCACGGUUGAACUCAUUGGAGUAAAAAGAACAAAGACAGCAUUACUUAAUGGAAAGGAAGGCAUGAAUGUUGUCUUGGAAAGGCUCAGAAGCGGAGGGGUUGUGGCAGUUUUGGAGGGUAUGAGAGCAGAUCGUCAAGAAGCCAUGGCAGGACAAGAAGGACCCUACAAGCGUGUCUGGCUGAAGCGGCAUGAAGGCGACCACGAUUCGGAUUGA
Messenger RNA from Exophiala aquamarina CBS 119918, 780 nucleotides. RefSeq lists its product as uncharacterized. Gene Ontology annotation, biological process: phospholipid transport. Gene Ontology annotation, molecular function: phosphatidic acid transfer activity. Bases 1 to 780 code for a protein of 259 amino acids. The transcript has a single exon. NCBI's taxonomy places the organism in Eukaryota, Fungi, Ascomycota, Eurotiomycetes, Chaetothyriales, Herpotrichiellaceae. The record is from RefSeq and is a predicted model, not a curated record. Gene Ontology annotation, cellular component: mitochondrial intermembrane space.